Molecule: messenger RNA, 491 nt
Organism: Magallana angulata
Lineage: Eukaryota; Metazoa; Mollusca; Bivalvia; Ostreida; Ostreidae
Product: perlucin-like
Exons: 5
Coding region: 149-436 (95 amino acids)
Source: RefSeq, a predicted model, not a curated record
UCUCUCCUAUCGUUGUCCUGUCGGAUGGGAGCAACAUGGCGUUUCCUGUUACUUGUUCUCAAAGGACAAAUUGAACUGGAAAAACUCAUUGGAUAGCUGUGCUUCGGUUGGUGGAUGGUUGGUAGCCAUUGAGUCCAAGUCAGAAAAUAUGUUCAUAAAGUCAAGAUUACAUCAUGAGUUUGCAAGCCAUUAUUUUUGGCUGGGUGCUACCGACCAAUUUCGUUCUGACAAGAAAUGGUACUGGGUUCAAACGGAACAAAACAUUAAAACUGGAUACAGUGAUUGGUAUCGUACAGAACCCGACAAUCCGGGAAAACAGCAUUGUCUUGCAAUGAGGAAGGAUUUCCAUUACCAAUGCUCUAAUGAUCACUGCAAUCAAAUGUUUGGCUACAUCUGUGAACGACCAUUGCUUCUUUUGACCUCAGCGCAGCUUUAAAAGAAGUGGACUCGGAUAUGUGACAGUUGACAUUUACAUGUAUGACUAUCUGAAC